This is a messenger RNA of Euleptes europaea (tarantolino), 1194 nucleotides long. It is a transcript of the gene IL2RG, whose product is annotated as interleukin 2 receptor subunit gamma. NCBI's taxonomy places the organism in Eukaryota, Metazoa, Chordata, Lepidosauria, Squamata, Sphaerodactylidae. Gene Ontology annotation, biological process: cytokine-mediated signaling pathway. The record is from RefSeq and is a predicted model, not a curated record. Gene Ontology annotation, cellular component: external side of plasma membrane. Gene Ontology annotation, molecular function: cytokine receptor activity; protein binding.
AUGACAGGCAGAAGCCGAGUAUCAUUGGGCCCAAGAUCAGCCUCAAAACCACAUCCCUCCUGCUUGGUCUUCCAUUCUGCGCAUGAAGCUCUUCUGCACAGCACCAUCCACUCUUACCACGCUGGGCCGGGUCCAAGGGGAAUGGAUGUCCGCAAGGAACCCAGGAUGAUUCUGAUGCUGGCCCUGCUCUUCUUGGGCCCAGGCAGGCGGACCACAGCCACCCCUAAGCCUCAAGAUGUGAAUUGCAUUGUCUUUGAUGACGACUAUAUGACCUGUGAGUGGGACAGCAGCCAGAAACCAGCCACCAGUUACUCCCUGUACUACCGGUACAGAAAAGAUCCCAUGGUGGAGUGUAAGCAUUACCUCCAAAGUGAUGGUGUCAACACAGGAUGCAGGUUCAACAGCAGCCAGAUUAACUUGUUUCAUGCCUUCUAUGUUUAUGUCAACUCAAGCGACAGUGACAGCAGCUUCUUCAAUGAAAGGCCCAUGAGCCUGCAAAACCGAGUGAAACCCAACCCACCUGUUAACCUCACCAUCAAGAAUUUAGGAAACAACCAGCUGCUGGUGUCUUGGGGCUCAACAUACAAACAUGCACACUGUCUGGAGUAUAUGGUGGAGUACAAGAGCGACACAGACACUGAACAGAAGAAUUCACGAACAGAAGAGAUGAAGUUCAUCUUACCCAGUGUGGAUCCAGAGAAACGCUAUACCUUCUAUGUAAAGAGUAAGAUAGCCUCUAAAUGUGGGGACACUGAGCUUUGGAGUUUGCCAGCCGGCCCUGUCUUUUUGGGACCAAAUACCACCACCAAAGGUAUUGUAGACGACGUCAAGUCCCUGUGGUUCUGGACCCAGAAUGUUCUGAUCCCAAUCGGCUCCUUUGUGCUCCUGCUCCUGCUUGUCUUUACCCUGAUGCGUAUGGAGAGGGUAUGGGUGGUCCUGAUGCCCAGAAUCCCCAAUCCCAGCAAGAAAUUUGAAGAGCUCUUCACAGCCCACCAAGGCAACUUCUCAGAAUGGGCUGGGGUCCCCAAGGAUGCUGUGGAGAGUUUCAAGCCCAGCUACCGUGAAAGCAUCUGCCAUGUCACAGAAUUGCUGCCUGGUGGAGGAUAUUUGCCCCUGGGCAAUGACAUCCUGGGCAAGGCUGGGGAAGUACCUGGGGUCACCGUGGACCCUGUCCCCAAGAUCGACGUUGCGUAG